AGGUGGGCUGCAGCAUAAAGCCUGAUCACAGCCCGUCUGCUCUGUUACAGGGACUGUCUGCACUUGGAUAAUGACGCCAACGCUCCUGCUGUGGGUCCUCAUCCUGAAGGCCUCGCUCACACCCUCAGAAAGUGCUCCUGACUUCAGAGAGCUGAAGGACUACGAGGUGGUGCGACCGGUCAGACUUCACACGGUUAGAAAAAGACACACGGAGCAUCUCAGGCCAGAGACUGUGAAGUAUGCGAUGACGGUGAGAGGAAGAGACAUUGAAAUGCAACUAGAGAAGAAUAAGGAAUUAUUAACCGCAGACUACACAGAAACGUACUACCAAGACGACGGGACUCGAGUCACCACAACGGCCAAUGACAUCGAUCACUGCUACUAUCACGGGAGUGUCGUGAAUGACAGCGAGUCAUCGGUUAGCAUCAGCACUUGUGAUGGACUCAGGGGUUACUUCCGAAUGUCGGCCCAAAGGUACCUGAUUGAGCCGCUGUCUGGAGGCGAUGAGGGGGAUCAUGCUGUGAUGACUUUUGAUGACAAGCAGUCCCCCCCUGCAGUGUGCGGUGUCACCAACACCAGCUGGAGUAUGGACUUCGAACCCCCGACAAGCCGGAGCCGCUCCAGAUCAGCGGGUUCAUCUAUUCUCCAGCAACAGAAAUACAUCGAGCUCGUCCUCGUUGCUGAUAAUCGUGCGUACGUGAAGAUGAAGCGAGAUCAGACCAAGCUGAGACAGAGGAUGUUUGAAAUUGUCAACUUUGUCAAUAUGGCCUACAAGCCCCUGCAGACCUUCAUCGCUCUGGUGGGGCUGGAGAUCUGGUCCAAUCGUGACUUGAUCUCCAUGACCCCCCCGGCCGGGGCCAACCUGGACGCCUUCAUGAAGUGGAGGAACUCUGAGCUGAUGAAAAGGAAAAAGCAUGACAAUGCACAUCUCAUCAGUGGCAUUGACUUUGAAGGAGCGACUGUGGGACUGGCUUACAUCGGGACUCUUUGCUCAGGUCACUCUGUCGGAGUCGUGCAGGAUCACUCCAACUCGGCCAUUGCAGUCGGAGCGACUCUGGCUCACGAGAUGGGCCACAACCUGGGCAUGAACCACGACGACUCCAGCGCCUGUGCUUGUUCUGGUGACAGCUGCAUCAUGGCGGCAGCACUCAGCUACAAUGUUCCUCGGACCUUCAGCAGCUGCAGCAGCAACAACUACGAGAAGUACCAGCUGGGCCGCAGCCCGAGCUGCCUGCUGGACAAACCCGACUACAGGACUCUGGAGGCUCCGGCCGUCUGCGGGAACGGCUUUGUGGAGAAAGGAGAAGAGUGUGACUGUGGCAGUGUGGAGGAGUGCAUCAACACGUGCUGCAACAGCACCACCUGCAGGCUGAAGGAGGGGGCGCAGUGCGCUGACGGGGCGUGCUGUGACGACUGCAAGGUGUCGCCUCGCUCCAAGGAGUGCCGCAGGAAGCAGGAUGAGUGUGACCUGUCAGAGAACUGCGAUGGGAUGAGCGCCACCUGUCCUGAGGACGUCUUUGCUGUGAACGGCCUCUUGUGCGAUAAAGGCCUGGCGUACUGCUACAACGGCCAGUGUCCUCAGAGGGACAGCCAGUGUGUCAAACUGUACGGAUCAAGCGCUACUGAGGCCCGUGCAUCCUGCUACAACCAGAACACCAGAGGACUCUACUACGCCUUCUGCAGACGUCCAGAGAAAGACAAGUACAUCCCCUGCCAGCGAGAAGACAUUUUCUGUGGGAAGCUCUUCUGCCACGGCGGUCUUGACAACCCAAACUACGGCCGCAUGGUCCGGAUCGGCGAUUGCAAGGCCGCUUUCUUUGAAGACCACACCUCGGACUACGGCCAGGUGGACACGGGGACCAAAUGUGGGGAUGAAAAGGUGUGCAGCCAGAAUCAGUGUGUGCAGCUCGAGACGGCGUACAGAAAUACAAACUGCUCAGCCAAAUGUGGAGUCCAUGCUGUGUGUAAUCACAGAAGUGAGUGUCAGUGUGAGCCUGGCUGGAUGCCUCCUCACUGCAGUUUGAACGAAGGAGCUCCGCUGUCUACAGGAGCAACUAUUGCCAUCGCAGUGAUCGUGACCCUGGUGCUGUUAGGUGUAAUCGCUGGUGUGGUAGGGUUCAUCUGCAAAAGACGACAGAGUCCCAUGCUGCCAACUGCACACACCCAGAGGAAGCUGCCCGUUCCCAGUCAACCCAUGCCGGUGCAGGCUGCAAGGCCAAAACCCAAAGGAGCUCCACCUCCACCUCCUCCAGCGGGGAACAGACCUAAACCCCCGGGUCAGAACUACUCAGCUGCACGGCAGGCUCUGAGGCCAGUACCGCCACCUAAAGUCUGAUGUCCGACACCGUGCCACCAUUUAAAACCGGGGGCGCAUCUUUGUCCAUGGAGAGGCUGCUGCAGACACGUUCUUUAUCAAAUCCGUCCCAUUACAGGCUCCUCUGCAGGUUUCUGCUGCAGCGCUGUGAAGCACAAGGGACUCGUUACCAGUGACGUGCAGCGUGCAGCGAGGACAAAGUGGACUUUAAAUGGUCGCUUGCAUGCCAUGCACUGAGGACUUGUUAUUACAGAGACUCUUUUUUAAGGCACUUUUUUAUACUACAGGGUUUGUGCGUGCAGAACCCGCUGAACGUUUCCUUUUAUACAUGUUGUGUUUUGUCACGAUGACAGAAUUGACUGGCCAGUAAUUCAUAUGAUCAUAUUACUCUCACAACGUCUACGAUGUGUCGCUCAAACACUUUGUUAAAUAGAAAUGCUUAAUGUAACUUAAUAAUGGGAAAUAAACCUCAUUUUGUACAAAUGCAUUGUGGGAAAAAUAAACUGCAUGUUAAAGCUGCA
Cottoperca gobio is the source of this 2835-nucleotide messenger RNA. RefSeq names its product ADAM metallopeptidase domain 28 (gene adam28). Gene Ontology annotation, molecular function: metalloendopeptidase activity. Gene Ontology annotation, cellular component: plasma membrane. The record is from RefSeq and is a predicted model, not a curated record. The transcript is spliced from 22 exons. The coding region runs from base 71 to 2335 and encodes 754 amino acids. NCBI's taxonomy places the organism in Eukaryota, Metazoa, Chordata, Actinopteri, Perciformes, Bovichtidae. Gene Ontology annotation, biological process: proteolysis.